This is a messenger RNA of Drosophila innubila, 2099 nucleotides long. RefSeq names its product signal recognition particle subunit SRP72 (gene Srp72). Gene Ontology annotation, molecular function: ribosome binding; 7S RNA binding; protein binding. Gene Ontology annotation, biological process: SRP-dependent cotranslational protein targeting to membrane. Lineage: Eukaryota; Metazoa; Arthropoda; Insecta; Diptera; Drosophilidae. The transcript is spliced from 4 exons. Gene Ontology annotation, cellular component: signal recognition particle, endoplasmic reticulum targeting. The coding region runs from base 68 to 2032 and encodes 654 amino acids. The record is from RefSeq and is a predicted model, not a curated record.
AAAAAGUUGAAAGCGAGGCGAAAAGAGUUCAGUGUCUGAUAAAUAUUUUUGCUAUUUUAUUAUUAUUAUGUCGAAAGACACAAAUCCAAAAGAGGCGCUUAUCAAAGCGGCCUAUGCUGAUGUACACAAGUUUGGCAGCAAUCAAGAAUACGAUAAGGCGGUGAAAGCCGUUAAUCGCAUUCUUGGAGUUGCACCUGAGGAUCAAACGGCGCUGCACUGCAAAGUUGUGUGUCUAAUGCAGUUGUCCAAGUUCGAUGAAGCACACAAGUUCAUCGAGAAGAAUCGUCUCAAUACAGUGCUGAUCUUCGAGAAGUCCUACUGUGAGUACCGCCUCAACAAGCAGCUGCAGGCGCUGAAGACCAUUGACGAUGCUGGUCUGCAGCCACUGCCGUCCAAGCUGAAGGAGCUGCGCACGCAGAUUUUGUACCGGCUGGAGCGCUACGAGGAUUGUCUGGAUUCCUAUAAGGAUAUUAUUAAGAAUACUAGCGAUGAGUACGAGGACGAGCGUCGUACAAAUCUCAGUGCAGUGGCUGCUAACUUGGCCCUGGACAAGACAAAGGAAGUGCCGGAUGUGCCAGAGGAUACAUACGAGCAGUACUUCAAUAGCGCUUGCAUACAGUCCAAUCGUCAAAAGUUUGUGGAGGCGGAACGCAAGUUGCGCACCAGCGAGAAACUGUGCCGUGAGUUUCUCGAAGAGGAAGGCGCCAGCGAGGAGGAAAUCAUUGAAGAACUGGACGUUAUACGCGUCCAGCUCGCCUACUGCCUGCAACAGCAGGGCAAGAUUAAAGAAGCCAGCGUUAUUUACGCUGAAUGCUUGCGCCACAAGCCCAAGGAUGCGGCUCUGGUUGCCGUGGCCAGCAACAACGCCGUGGUCAUCAACAAGGAUCAGAAUGUCUUCGACUCAAAGAAGAAAAUACGCGCUGCCAUGGCUGAAGCCUGCGAACCGAAGCUAACAUCACGUCAAAAGCAGAUUAUUGCUUUAAACAAUUGUCUGCUAGCGCUUUAUACAAGUGCCAGCGAUCAGGUGCAGCAGUUGACACAGAAACUGGUGCAGAGCUAUCCACAGGUGGAAUUUGAGGCACUGCUCAUACGCUGCAGCCAGCUGGCCAAGGACAAGAAGCACAAGGAUGCCAUCGAACAACUGCAGAAAUUCGCAGCCUCUCACAAGACUCAUGAGUUUGUCAGCAAGUUUGCCAUCAUUCAACUGCAGCUGCUUCAGGGCAAUCGCAAGGACGCCAUCGAGACGCUGCUUUCCCUGGGAGAAGCCAAGUACAAGCCUGGCGUUGUCUCUGCCUUAGUCUCUCUCUACCUGGGCACAGACAAUAAGCCAGCUGCAUCUGCGGUCCUCAAGUCUGCUGUCGAGUGGUAUAAGCAAAAUAAUGUGAGCAGCGGAGAUUUGUCGGAUAUGUGGCGUCAGGCUGCCGAGUUCCAUUUACGUGGGGGUGCCUCUGAGACCGCAGCCAGUUCCCUGGAGGAGCUGCUCAAGUUGAAGCCCAACGACAUGAAGGUGCUGGCUCAGCUUGUAAUUGCCUAUGCACAGUUUAAUCCCAAGCGUGCGCUUGAAAUAAGUCGCAGAUUACCAAAGCUUGAGACUUUGACCACUGCAUCCGAAAUCGAUGCUCUUGAGGCUGCCAACUGGGUUAUGUCCACAAAAGCCGUUAAGAAAUCGGCUAAUGCCAAGAUCGAACCCUCGCCAAGCACGCCCGCAGCAGAGAAGAAGAACACAAAUCGCAAACGAAAAGGAAAACUGCCCAAGAACUACAAUGCCGAGGUGGCACCAGAUCCUGAACGCUGGUUGCCCAAAUACGAGCGUACUGGUUUCCGCAAGAAGCGUGGCGGUGCUCGUGGCAAGGACGUCAUUAAGGGAUCACAGGGCAUGGCCACUGGAGCAGCUGAUCAAUAUGACAUGUCGAAUCGUGCCAAUUUGAGUAAAAAUUCACCAGCUACGCCAGUUUAUCAGGAGCCCACACCCGGACCAAGGCAGCAGCAUCGCAAGGGCGGUCACAAGAAGAAGAAGGGCGGACGUUUCUAAUCACUCAAAUGUGCUUUUAUUUUACACUGUAUCAAUUAUACAAUAUGACAACUGGUCUUGAAUUGAA